GUGAGGGAGACAAAGCCAAUAGCACAAUGGCCGCCUAGCCAAGCCGCUCAGCCCACUCAAGCCACAGCCCACCACCUUUCUCCAUUCUCAAGUCUAUAUGAUGACAGCCGCCGCGCAACGCAUCUCAUUGUCGUGUUCAGGGAACGACGCCCAGUCCUCCAAGAUGGCAGAUGGAAUGUUAUCAUUAUCGUGGAACAACCACAGAGCAACAUUCUGCCACAUACUAGCAACACUUAGAGAAAAGGAGAGGUAUACUGAUGUAACCGUGGCAUGUGAGGGCAAGUUUUAUCCUGUACACAAACUGGUGUUGUCCACAUGCAGUGAGUACUUUGAGAAGAUCUUUGAGAACACACCUUGUAAGCACCCUGUCAUCGUGCUGAAGGAUGUCAACCGCUGUGACCUGGAGGCUCUCUUUUGCUAUAUGUACGAGGGUGCUGUUAGCGUGGCACAAAGCAACCUUGGCCGCCUCAUCAAGGCCGCUGAAGUUCUCAGAAUCAAGGGCCUCGCUGUACCAGACGAGCCACCAAUAUCAGACAGACGCACAGCAUCCUCGCACCAUCACCACUCCUCAGACGACCGCAGCAGUCCACACCCCAAGCGGCGGAGACGGGAAGAGAACAGCCACACACAUCAGGGGCGAUCACAGUCGUCUCCAUCACCCCCUUCCUCCCCCAGACCCUCACCCCUGCAUGAAGGGGGAGAGAACCACCCUGCCCAGAGGUCCCGGAGUGACAGCCAGUGGGGGGACCAUGGGGUGACAGACCGGGAGGAUGGGGGCAUGGAUGGGUUGGCUGAUGACAGGCUGGGGGAUCACUCAACCACUAGCCACUCAGUUCCCACGCCACCACAAGUAGAGGUAAUGGUGGACGAAACUCUAGUCAAGGAGGAGAUGAUCGACCAGGGAGACACGGGGCAGGAAGACAUGAUGGACUCAGGGAUGGACUACGGUUCGGUGGGCAGCGACUCACGGCUGGAGGGCUCAGCGGGAGGCGGAGGGGAAGAAGAUCACAUGUUACCUGGCAAGUAUGAACCCAAAGCCAAUCCCUCGCAGCAGGCCAUUCCUGAGGCUGUGGUGGAGGCGCUGGCUGGACCCUCAGGGAUGCAAACGUGGUUAGGUGGUGAGAUGCCUUCUGGGUUCUCUGGGCUGGAGGGCUACACAGGCAGUGAUGGGGGACAAGACCUCCACCCGUCCUCCCAGGCCCCAGCGGCACACCAGCUGGUAUGGCGAGAGACAAUUUCUCAAGAGGGUGUGGGAAGACUGCCAAAGGAAGGAUGCCAAGGGACUCCCAGCCCCGCCACCACUAAACUCGGAAGUCCCUCUCCCCCAUCUCCCUCUCACCAAACCACUGCCACUCACCCUUACUCCACUAGUGCUACCUCUUCAUUUUCUGCUUGCUAUGCCUCAGUCUAUGGUUCCUUCCCUUCUAUUUCUUCCAUUUCUCCAUGUGUUUCCAUUUCUCCAUGUCCCUCUUCUCCUCCAUCUUUUCCCACACUAGUAUCAGUGGGGCCAACAGUCUCCAGUCCUCCUUCCUGGUUUGCAUCCACCGCCUCCUCAUCCUCGCCUGAUAGUCCACAGGAAAUGCCUCCUCCACCACCACCUUUAUCUCCUCCAUCUCGCUCCUUUGGUCCAUCCACUAGAGGUCACUUCCGCCCACGAAUUCAUCCUCUCUCUCACAGUUUCCAUAACUUUCAUUCACAUAUCACAAAUGUCCGAUCCCUCUCCCAAUCUUCCCAAUUCCCUUCACAUCCUCCUCCUUCUUCUUCACCUUUAUUCCCAGGCUCUUCAUCCCCCACCACCAACAUUUCUGCCCCUGCUACCACCACUACUACCACCUCCUCCUGCUCCUCCUCUUCCGCUGUUUCCACCUUCGAGACAACAGUAGAAGAUAAGAAGCCAUUUUGCUGCGAGUACUGCCCUUACAAGACAACAAGAAAGACUGCUAUGAAGGAACACAUCAACAGCCACACAGGAAAGAAGCCCCACGCCUGCCCCUUCUGUCCCUACCGCACAUGCUGGAACUCCUCCAUGGUGGUGCACAUGAGGACACACACAGGAGAGAAGCCGUACUCCUGCCCUCACUGCAGUUACCAGGCCACCCAGCGCUCUUCCCUCAAGGCCCACCUCCUAACCCACCAACCCACUACAUUCAUAACUACCACCUCCACCUCUGCUCCUGCCACUUCCAUCUCUUCCUCUCCUGUUAAUGAAGGUGUUGCUGCUGCUGAUAUUACCACUACAAUUGCCACUGCUGAUGCUAGUGCUGCUGCUGUUACUGGUGCUUCCUCUGCUUCUGAUCCCCCUGUUUCUACUACGUCUGCCUCCUCUUCUACCUCCCUUAAUUCUCAGCCAUCCUUAACACCAUCUCUUACUGCUUCAACUUCUUCCCUUCUUGUCCCACAGCAAGAGGCGCUCUCCCCAAAUCCUGCUCCCAUUUCCCAGCAGUCUUCUCCUCCCUUCUCAUCCCUCUCCUCUUCCCUCACCAGCCCUCAGCAUCUCUCUUCCACCUCUUCAGUUGCUUCUUUCCUCCCUUUUCAGCACACUCCAUCCUUUCUGAGUACAAGGCACCCCUCCCCUGCUCCCUCACUUGCCAGCCAUCAUCACUCCCCUUCAUCUCUCCUUAGCCAUCUCUCAUCAUCCUUUGCCAUGCCUCCAUCCCCUUCCCUGGCCAUCCUCCAGUCUUCCUCUCCUCUACAAAUACCACAGACCCCAAGCAUUGCUAUUUCACACACCCCUCCCCUUAACUCUCCACAAGCCCCGUCCAUUUCCUCUCACCAUCCCUCUCUUCCACGCUAAUGCCACAGCUCCUCAAGCCACCCUAACCUCUGAUCAUGCAACUUACAAAAACAUUUGUGUGCUAGAAAGGGAAGGCCUUUUGAUGAUCUGAUGAACUGUUUGUACUCUUAUGGAAUGUUGUGGGUGAUUAUGUGAGGGAACUUUCAUUGCUGUUGCUGUAGUUGUAGUAUUCUGAGCAGGUUAAGUGUUCCUCUUUUUUAGGUUUAGUGGGCAUAUGAAGCUCUCUGAUAGGGCAUAUUAUUAGGGGCACCCUAAGAGGCUCUCAAUGCCUUCCUCCCUUCUGCCAUCCCACAAGUCGUACAGUUUAUUAAUGGUUACAUGUUUGGUAGGUGUUUGAAUGCUCCAUAAGAGAUUGAUUAGAACUUAGUUAUUUUUUCUUUUCUUUACGCUUGGUGCAUUUCUAUAGAUUGUUAUUCUAGACUCACAUUUUUUUGACAAUAAGCAGUCACUUUUCAUGUAAAGUGCCAUUCAACUUUUACUUUUCUAUAUAUUUUGAUUACAUUAAAUGGAAUUUAACUUCAUCAUGUUACUUUUCAUGUACUUUUUUUUAUAAAUGAUGUUUGGCUUUAUUUGUAUUUAAAAAAGAAAAUGUACCAAAAGUAAUCUUUACUUUUCUUUUAUUUCUUUGAAAUUUAAUGAAAUUAUAUUUGAUUUUACAUCACUUUUUUGACAUAUACAUAUAUACUUUUCUUUAGAUAUCGUAGUUUUCAUUUUGUAUUUGUAUGGUGUUGCUACUUUGGUCAUGUCUAAUGGUUGCCAUCUUAAAAAAGAUGACCUAUUGCUAUAAUCCUAAAGCAAUAUGUUAACUAUAAACAUAAUACUUAUUGUACCUAGCUUUUAGUGUCAAAACUCAACUUAAAGUAUUAACUUGCUGAUAGCUUGAUCUGACCUAAGCUUUGUGAAUCUCACCUGUUGAACACUAACUACAUAUAUUUACUUGUUUGUGAUGAUGCUUUGUAGAAUACAGCUGUUGUAUAUUAAGGGGCUUGCAUUGUUGUAACCAAGCAAGUUCACCCAAUCCUGUAGAGGGAGUGAUGGCUGGAGUACCAGCAGUUCUGUGCAGCUUUGUGGAGCAUUGCCUGUACACUAAGCAUUCAUGUAUUGCAGAGUAUUACCUGUUCCUAAUAUUUACCUCAAAGUACUGUCAGAAACAUUAAAAUAUUUACCAGUAUUGUCUGAUUCAAGUAUUUAUUGCAGUGCUGAGAAACUUCACAAAAUGUUAUGGACCUAAGGUGUUCAGUGGUCAUGGUAGUGUGGAAUCGUCCUAACUGGUGCUUGUUCAUAUCACAGAAUACUGCCAUACAGUGCAUACCUUUCUUAUUGGCUGGAAUUACUCUCACCAUUACCAUCACCACCUGCUCUUCACCAGCUUAGUCCUAAAAUACAGUAACCCCUCUCAACUCGGAGAUUGUAGAACUUACAGAUUUGUGGAUCAUUAAAUUUCCACCCAUGAAGCUUUUAACAAUCAGCAUUCUUGAAAUACUGAUUUUCUUGGUGUUAGUUGAAAUUUUUUUUAUUUAGUGUUUCAAUUUAAUAUUUAGUGUUCUAUGUAGUAUUUGUACAUCCAAUGAGUUACAUCUUAGUGAACCUGUAUUAGGAAAUUAGGAGAAAUGUACUAGAGCUGCAAGCAAUUGCAUAUACUUACUUAUUGGAAAGGUUGUCAUACAGUGAUAUUAUUAUAUGUUAUUUCAUGAGAUCACAAUUCUAAGAGGAUAAUUGGAUGAUGAUAUGAACAGAUUCAAUAGUAUAGUGAGUGGACAGGAUUCCUUUCUCUUUUUCUUUUAGGAAUAGGGAUUUGAACAGCUGGAAUGUUCAUCUCCCACAACUUGGCUGCUUUAUUAUGGAAUAACUGCAUUUAAUGCAAGUGCUUUACCUAGUGUGUGUGUGUGUGCGUGUGUGCCAGUUCAUCUGUCCCACUGUAUACCUGCACAUCAGCAUGCAGGUGUGUGUGUGUUAGUUGCCAUGUGUUGGAAGGAUGUAUUUUUAUAUUACAUGAAAGGUUUCAAUAAAAUUUUCUCGAAA
This is a messenger RNA of Portunus trituberculatus (swimming crab), 4816 nucleotides long. Its product is annotated as protein tramtrack, beta isoform-like. Gene Ontology annotation, molecular function: protein binding. The transcript is spliced from 6 exons. Gene Ontology annotation, cellular component: nucleus. Gene Ontology annotation, biological process: regulation of transcription by RNA polymerase II. Bases 98 to 2794 code for a protein of 898 amino acids. The record is from RefSeq and is a predicted model, not a curated record. NCBI's taxonomy places the organism in Eukaryota, Metazoa, Arthropoda, Malacostraca, Decapoda, Portunidae.